This is a messenger RNA of Soboliphyme baturini, 351 nucleotides long. The record is from the annotation of a GenBank genome assembly. NCBI's taxonomy places the organism in Eukaryota, Metazoa, Nematoda, Enoplea, Dioctophymatida, Soboliphymatidae.
AUGCCGCCCGAUGGACAGGCCAAGAUGAGGGGGCUUCGAAUCACGUGUGCCGAGGGCAUGCAUCAGGGCGAUGGAGAGGACGGACCGACGGACCGACGACCCGUCCCGAUCAUUAGGGACGAAGGACGUCGCUGUAGACGGACUUCGACGACACAAGGCAAACAAGUUUACAUCCUCGAAAUUGGUCUGCCGAAUUCCGCACCAGCUUCGCUGAUUACCUCGACUAAGAAAACGUACGAUCAGGUCGAUAAUGUGGCCGCUGGUUGGCGUAAAAAAACCACCGGACGGGGUCGAGAUAAUUUCGCGUUUGCUUUUUUGCCUUACUGUCGCAAAACUCCAUUUGAAAUGUGA